AUGGAGCAUCCUGUCACAUCGAGCCCCUCCUGGAACACUUCUUUCUCCAGGCUGCCAACAUUUCCAGCCUCACUCCAUCCAAAUGCUUCGAACGUGACCCCGAGCACAGCGAGCGUCCGAGCUGGGGUCGAUCUGAACCAGUCCCUGGCGCUAUGUGCUAUGCUCAUCAUGGAUGUGCUAGCGGUGGUUGGGAACCUGGCUGUGAUGAUUGUCAUCACCAAAACUCCGCAGCUGCGUAAAUUUGCCUUUGUGUUCCACCUGUCUCUGGUGGACCUGCUGGCAGCGCUGGUGCUGAUGCCUCUGGGGAUGGUGUCAGACCAGAUCCUGGUGGACGAGGCGCUGUGUCGGAGCUACCUCUGCCUGAGUGUGUGUCUAGUGAGCGCUGCCAUCCUCACCAUCUGUGCAAUAAACGUGGAGCGCUACUACUACAUUGUCCAUCCCAUGCGCCACGAGGUGAAGAUGACGGUGGGGGUGGUGGUGGUGGUGGUGGUAGUAAUCUGGAUUAAAGCUGUUGUCAUGUCGUUGCUGCCACUCUUGGGAUGGCUGCUCCAGGGGAGCCAGGGUCUGGGGUCUCCUUCUGUCCUCAUUCCCGGUCAGAGACACUGUUCCCUCCACUGGACGGGAGGCAGGACCAUGCGCCUGCUUUUCAUGGUCUUUUUUACAAUUAUUUAUUUUCUGUGCCCCAUGAUGAUCAUUCUCGUGGUCUACUGCAACAUGUUCAAGGUGGCACGAGUAGCAUCCAUGCAGCACGGCCAUCUCCCCACCUGGAUGGAUAUGCCGCGACAACGGACCGAGUCCAGUAGCAGCCACUCCACCAUGGCAGCUAGCCUUGGAGGAACUGGUGCCCGGACCACCCCUCAGAGAACCUUCAAUGGUGGGAAGGCUGCGGUGGUCCUGGUGGCAGUAGGAGGCCAGUUCCUCUGCUGCUGGCUGCCAUAUUUCUCCUUCCACCUCUACUCUGCCGUGCUGUCUACCUCUCCCACAUCGUUUGCCCAUCUGGAGGACUUGGUCACGUGGAUUGGCUAUUUCUGCUUCACCUCCAACCCCUUCUUUUACGGCUUCCUAAACCGUCAGAUUCGUGAGGAACUGGGCCGGCACCUGGCUUGCCUCUUCAAGCGGGCCGGGCCCAGCGAAGGGCAGCAGCUGCCCAGCCGUGAGGCCUCAAUUGAGGAAAACUUUAUGCAGUUCCUUCAGGGCACAGGAUGCAAUCUGGAGCCCUGUAACUCUCACAGCAGAGCCAGCCCAGAGGAGCCAGGGACAGAGUUCGUUCAUGAAUCAGCUGUUCAGCAGAUCAUGCCAGCUGACUUCCAUAUCCCAGGGCAGAUCCUUGAGGAGACUUCAGAGUUCAUUCCACAGCAACAGCUGAACAAUGAACUACAUGUAUCAGAGAAGGAGAACUGCUGGAAGACUGUACUAGAGCUGUAG
Molecule: messenger RNA, 1425 nt
Organism: Limanda limanda (common dab)
Lineage: Eukaryota; Metazoa; Chordata; Actinopteri; Pleuronectiformes; Pleuronectidae
Gene: gpr61
Product: G protein-coupled receptor 61
Exons: 1
Coding region: 1-1425 (474 amino acids)
Biological process (GO): G protein-coupled receptor signaling pathway
Cellular component (GO): endosome; plasma membrane; signaling receptor complex
Molecular function (GO): G protein-coupled receptor activity
Source: RefSeq, a predicted model, not a curated record